Molecule: messenger RNA, 2040 nt
Organism: Haliotis rubra (blacklip abalone)
Lineage: Eukaryota; Metazoa; Mollusca; Gastropoda; Lepetellida; Haliotidae
Product: T-complex protein 1 subunit theta-like
Biological process (GO): protein folding
Cellular component (GO): chaperonin-containing T-complex
Molecular function (GO): ATP-dependent protein folding chaperone; ATP hydrolysis activity; ATP binding
Source: RefSeq, a predicted model, not a curated record
CAGUUUCGAUCUUUGAGGAAAGAAGCCGAGCAUUCUGGGAGAACUUAAUCAUUGAAACAUGGCGAUGCACGUUCCUAAGGCACCGGGCUUUGCCCAAAUGUUGAAAGAUGGGGCAAGGCAUUAUAGUGGCCUUGAGGAAGCGGUGUACAAGAACAUUGAUGCCUGUAAUGAACUGGCCAAAACAACUCGGUCUGCUUAUGGACCCCAUGGUCAGAAUAAGAUGGUGAUCAACCACUUGGACAAGCUGUUUGUGACGAAUGACGCUGCAACGAUUCUGCGUGAGCUGGAGGUGCAACAUCCGGCUGCCAAGAUGGUGGUCAUGGGCUCCCAGCAGCAGGAACAGGAGUGUGGAGAUGGCACCAACUUCGUCCUCAUCUUUGCUGGGGCACUCUUGGAGAAUGCAGAGGAACUUCUCAGAAUGGGUCUCUCUGUGACAGAAGUGAUUGAGGGCUAUGAGAUAGCAUGCAAGAAGGCGCUGGAGUUCCUACCGGACCUAACGAUCGGUGAGGUGAAAAACCUCCGAGACAAGGAGGAGGUGAAGAAAGUCGUCCGGACUUCAGUGAUGAGCAAACAGUACGGCAAUGAAGACUUCUUGGCAGAACUGAUCACAGACGCAUGUAUCUCAAUUCUACCCGAGAAGAGCGGAUUUAAUGUUGAUAAUGUCCGAGUGAGCAAAAUUCUGGGUUGUGGCGUGACACAGAGCUCAAUAGUUCAAGGUAUGGUGUUCAAGCGACUGGUUGAGGGGGAUGUCAACAAGAUGGAGAAAGCCAAAAUAGCAGUGUACUCUUGCCCCUUGGACAUCAUGCAGACAGAAACCAAGGGAACAGUUCUUAUCAAGACAGCGGAAGAACUUGUCAAUCUCAGCAAAGGGGAAGAAAACAUAAUGGAGGCACAAAUCAAGUCAAUAGCUGACGCUGGGUGCAAUGUUAUUGUUACGGGAGGGAAAGUGGGUGACCUUGCCCUUCACUACUGCAACAAAUACAAGAUCAUGACUGUGAGGUUAAUGUCCAAGUUCGACCUGAGGAGACUCUGCAAGACAGUCAAUGCAACAGCUUUGCCCAAAAUUACCCCGCCUACAGCAAAGGAGACAGGUUUCUGUGACUUUGUGUAUGCAGAUGAAAUCGGUGGUACACCUGUCAUAGUGUUCAAGCAGGACAAGGAAGAGAGCUCUAUUUGCACCAUUGUCAUCAGAGGGUCCACAGAGAACAUCAUGGAUGACAUUGAGAGAGCUGUCGACGAUGGAGUCAACACCUUCAAGGCACUGACGAAGGAAGCCAAGUUAGUACCGGGAGCAGGGGCUACUGAGAUUGAACUGGCCAAGCAGAUCACUACAUUUGGAGAGAGUUUACCUGGCUUGCAGCAGUAUUCAGUGAAGAAGUUUGCAGAGUCACUGGAGGCCCUCCCAAGAGCCCUAGCAGAGAACACUGGAGUUAAGGCUACGGAAGUUCUGUCUAAGCUGUAUGCAGCUCACCAGAAAGGCAGCAAAACCACCGGUGUGGAUAUAGAAAGUGGAGGUCCAGCCGUGUUUGAUGCGAAGGAAGCAGGGAUUAUAGAUCUUUACCUUACGAAAUACUGGGGAAUGAAGUUCGCCUCGUCAGCUGCAUGCACUGUACUCAAAGUAGACCAGAUUAUCAUGUCCAAGCCUGCUGGAGGUCCGAAGCCACCCAAACAGAAUCAGGACUGGGAUGAAGAUUAACAACAUCACCCUAUAGAGUCAUGCCGUCAGUUUUCAACAUUACCAUCAUGUCUGCCUUGUCUCAGAGGAUGUGACUGUGAUAACAACCAAUCUUCAAAAGGACUCCAUUGUAUGGUGUGUUAGGGGCCUGGAUGUAUUCUAGCCCCAGAAACUAAUGGACUUCUUUCAUCAAGAGUGCUAUUUCAUUGUUAAGUAAAACCAAAUUGUUUUGGUGACUAAUGAUAUUGUCAUUGGACACGUCACUUGAGUCACGUUUGCUCUAUGAAGACAUUAUUUAAGUUAUGUAACAUCCAUGUUUUGUCUGCUUUUUAUACUGUAUGCUAUAAACAAAUACCUCUCGAUCA